Rhea pennata is the source of this 4464-nucleotide messenger RNA. RefSeq names its product eukaryotic translation initiation factor 4E binding protein 2 (gene EIF4EBP2). Gene Ontology annotation, cellular component: cytoplasm. NCBI's taxonomy places the organism in Eukaryota, Metazoa, Chordata, Aves, Rheiformes, Rheidae. The transcript has 3 exons. Gene Ontology annotation, molecular function: eukaryotic initiation factor 4E binding. Bases 26 to 385 code for a protein of 119 amino acids. Gene Ontology annotation, biological process: negative regulation of translational initiation. The record is from RefSeq and is a predicted model, not a curated record.
CUCGGCGGGGACAAAGGCGCGGGCCAUGGCGUCGGGCGGCGGCGGCGGGCACCAGGCGAGCCAGAGCCGCGCCAUCCCCGCCCGCACGCGCACCGUGGCCAUCAGCGACGCGGCGCAGCUGCCCCACGACUACUGCACCACCCCCGGCGGCACCCUCUUCUCCACCACCCCCGGCGGUACCCGGAUCAUCUACGACCGCAAGUUCCUGCUUGACCGCCGCAACUCGCCCAUGGCCCAGACGCCGCCGUGCCAUCUCCCGAAUAUUCCCGGUGUCACCAGCCCCGGCUCUGCGGCCGAGGAGCCCAAAGCGGAGGUGAACAACCUGAACAACCACGACGGGAAGCCUUCGAUGGGCGACGACGCGCAGUUCGAGAUGGACAUCUGAUCGGCCGGCGGAGAGGCAGCGACUCCCGACACCUGCGCGCACCGAAUUCGGCGGAGCCGUCGGCCCCGAGCCGAGCGGGAGCUGCCGCGGGAGGCUCCGUGUCCCCCCCCCCCCACCCCGCGGGCUCUCCGUGGCCACUUCCCCCUUUCGACCCCUUCUUUAUUUUAUUUUUGCCCCCACACACCCGAUUUCUCUGGCCGGCCACGUCGCGGACAGGCGCUGAAGGUACUUCCGAAACGGCUCGUUCCCGAUGCCUCCUUACGCCGGCAACCGUCCUGUCCUCGCCCCGGCCCCGGUGCGAAACUCGUUUUAAGGACUACGCGUGAAAAUCGAGGGUUUUUAAGCGGCUGACCGCCCCCUUCCCGGCGGCUCGGCAGGGUUCGGGGCCGCGCCGCGCCGCUCGGCCCCUUCUCCCGGAGGCUCGGCCCGGGAUGGGGCGAAGCGUCCCGCCGCGGCCCUGCUCCUCGGGCGCCGCGCGCCCCGCGGCCGCCGGCCCCGCUCCCCUUCCCGCAGAGCCCCGCGUCUAGAAAGCCCUGGGUUUUAUCUUCGGUACUGAAAAGGGGCGCUUUCCUGGUAACUCCUUUUUUGGGCUGGGGUGAACGUGUCCUGAAAAGUGCUCUCUCUAUUUCUUACCCCCCCCCCAUUUUUUUUUUUUAAUUCCCCCCCCUUCAAAAUGUGAAUAACACAGGAGCAAAAUCCCUCGGCGACGUUUGCCGUCUCAGGAAUCGGCUUGGGCCGCGGCGCGCGUGGGGAGGCGCGGGGUCUCCUCAGAGCCCGUGCCCUCCCCCUUUGGGUCCCCACCGGGACCGGGACCUGGACGCGGACCGCCGACGGUGGCUCGUUUGCGUGCUCCUACUGCCCCGCUACGGAGCGAUGAAACCCCUGGGGAGCUGGGAAGGGCCCUCAGGGGCGUAGUUGGGUUUGCAGCGCUGGCCUCCUGCUCUGGCUCUCGUCCGGCCCCGGGUGGGAACGAGCUGUGGGCACGUAGGUGUCUAGCACCGUUUCGGUUGCUCUAGGCUGCCCUGCCUGGCUCUGGCCCCAGCUCCGGGUACGUGGGGUCGUCCGUUGGUCCUGCAUCGUUUCUGCUGGUCCUGUGUCAUUUCGGCCAGUCGUGUGUAGCUCCUUUGGCUGCUCUCCCAAGCGCGCUAGAUGCCUACAGGCAGCCAGACCUGCCUGGCGGUGUCGGGGCUCUGACGUGCCAGGUCGACCAUGCGCUGGAUCUGGUUUCCAAACUCGUAGAAGGAUCUUACUACCCUAUUUUGAACGAUGAGCUCACCAAAGACAGCCUCGGAGUGGCUUGCUCUGGCUUGCAAGCUACCUGGCUGCUAGUUAGUCCCAGGGUACUGGAGGAGUUUGCACAGCGUAGUCUCAUUUUCUCUGAAAAAAACCCAGAGAGGAGCAGUGGGGUGCCGGGUGUCACACGACCUUGCUCCCUGCUCACUUCUUGCCCUUCUCUGGCUGUCAGCUUCUUUCUUCUGACAGAGCAAAACAAGCGUGCUCAAGCUCUUCCCUUGCAUCCUUCCCUCCAAUAUUCCUGGAGGCACAAAGGUCGACGUGCGAGAGGAUUCGAGGACGUGUCGGUGGUGGUCUUGAGUGCUCUACCUGUUUGCCUUUUGCUUCUGCAAAACUACUACUCAGCACCAAGCUGAGAGCCUGCUUGACCUUUCAGACGUUUCAGGUCUGUAAGAGAGCUUUUCCAUUCGGAGAUUUUAUUUUAUUCUUUUUUUGCUCUUCUGGGUGAGAGCUUUGGCCUGGAGAAGGUUUUAAUACCGUGGUUUCUUUGAAAGAACUAAAUGCAGCAGCGACAUGGAGAGCUAAGAUGCAGGUGCUUUUUUCCUUCGGUGCUUCGCCUCCCCGUAUCCCUUCCCAGGGAGAUUUUCAAAAGGGAUUGUGGCCUUUGGAUGGAAAAGCUCUCUUGCAUCCCUUUCUGAGGAUACGAGCUGGCCGCUUGGCCAGGCGAAGGGCUACCAGACAGCUGCGAUAAGCUCUUGGUCUUGUCACAGCUGUCUAAGGUCUUCCAAAGCUCUUGGGAGGAACUGCUUUCCUUUCCGAGCUUUGGCUGCACAUACAACGUGCCUUUGACAGCUCAGGCGUGUUUCGGACCGCUCUGUUCUCCGGUCUAAUUAGUCUGCGGAUGCGGCAUUUCUCCCCUGGGCUCUCAAAUCUGUCUUGCUAAAUCAGCCUCAGAGGGCAGGACGAAAUCGUUUUCUAAUUUCGCCCUUUGCUCCGCCUCCUCUCUUCCACCCUGGUAGGGACCGGUUCUUACAUCUCUUCCGUCACGAAGAUCUUGUGUUUUGGCUUGAGCAUCUCGUGCAAGUUACGCCAGUGCCUGGCGGCUCUUUGGCUUCUCGCAGCGCUCGGUGACCGGCAUCGCGUGCUGGGGAAGAUGCUGCUCCGAAACUGGGCGUAUCGGGAAGGCGAGGGGAGCUGGCGCGGCGUGCACGUGCGGCGUCCUCCUCCUCGUCUUCUCGGCCGGUUUAGUCGUUCGCCCGGCUCUGUGGCCUGUCUAGGAAACUGCUCGGUGACGCGGAGCCGGUUGGCUUCAUCAACCGGUCACCGAGAUGGGUCAAAACCUAAGUGAAGGCCCAGAACGCUGCAUCUUCGGGGAGAUGCUGUAUCGCCCGAAAUACCCGCGUUUCAUCUUCCACCUAGACCUCAUCUUCCACCUAGGCUUCAGCUGGCAGCUCCCACUUGAGUGCCUGCUCCCCCUCCCUUCCUCAGAAGGGCGGCCAGGGUCCCUUCGGCGUCGGGCGGCCCGGGGCGGCCGCUGCCGCCGUCCCCCGCCUCGCUGGCAGACGGCUCUUCUCCCCCCGCGCCCGUGGCGUGGCGGUGGUGGCCUUGCCUGCCCGCUCCGUGCUCGUGCCCUGCUUUCUGUUCUCAGAGACAGUGUUAAAAUCCUCCAGUUCAGGUGCGUGGUGGAUACGUUCAGCAUCAAAGAUGCAGCGUUUGUGCACUUUUUUUUUCGGUAAUUUAUUUCUCUAGGUGUGUUUGGUUCGGAUUGGUGCAGUGCCUAGUUUUAAGCUACCAUCUUCGAUCUAGUUUUUCCACGUAGAGGUAAGAGUUAAAAGAGCUCAACUCUUUCAGGAGGUUUCUGUCCUCCCGUCCUGGUGGGAGGAGAAACCAAAACCAAGGCAACGUGAAGUCUCCUGGUAGCAAACAUCCUUUCCUUUGGACUGCAUCUCACGCCGUGUGGAUCUGGCGUGAACUCGCUUCGCCAGAUCCUCGAAUGGAGAUGGUUAGAGAGAAAGGCUUUGCACCCAAAGUCCACCCGACUUGAGGCUUCUGGUCCCUUUGGCACCGUUGCUCUGAUUCAAACCCCGCCACGUAGCGUGCGGCAGGUUGCGACGUGUGCUUUGAGCCAUUAACUGGGAGAUGGCCACCUCGGGCGCCCGAGUGAAUGAGUGCGAGUAGAAAUACGUAUAUGUGUGUGGGGUGGAUGUUUAUAACACACACAAAUAUAUAUAUUAUAUAUAAAUAAAUAUAUUUUCCUUAAAACGAAGAUCCUAGGGAGUCUGUUGCAUCCUUGGAUUGAAGGAGCAGCAGCAGCAGGGCAGGGGCCGCGAAAACGUUCUCGCUUGAGCAUGGGAGAUCGCUCGAACGUGCACCAUCGACGCCGGCAGAGCGACUCGUUUGGCAAAAUCUGCUCUCGAAGCCAAGAUAAAUAAAUAAAAAUAAAAUAAUUGGAGGACAGUUACCUUGCGGGCGGGAGCCAGAAGAAACACGGCUGGAGAGAGCUUCAGUCGCCGUGUAGACCACGCGACACUCCUGGACCUUCCUUUAUAAAGAUGCAGAACCGCUUUCCCACCCCCCCCUUUUUUUUUCUCUUUUCCCUGAACGCCCCCUUCCCCGCCUCCGUUUGCUGGCCCCUCCGCUUUGUACGAGUUCCCUUUUUAAACGGGAUCCUGGCUGAAAAGCAAGGAGCGCCCGACGUGUCUCUGGGCAGCCUCUCCGCCGCUCGGCGUUCGGGGUUGUAUUUUUUACUGUCUUUCGAAACAGGUGUUUGGGAGGGAAAAAAUCAAAAGCUCUCACCGGUGGUUGCUGUUACGGUGCGAUCAAUAAACAUCUUGAUUCUAUUAAAA